CUAUUCAGCAUUACAAUUUACAAACAGUACUACACACAAAGUUGAAGAGCUUCGUUUAGCUAGCCAGUUAAAACAGGAGAUCCAAUGGUCAGUCUGAGCUUCCUUUGUUGUGGAAUACUCUUAUUUGCAGGUGUUUUUCUUAAUCCAAUUAGCUGCCAUGCUCAGUCCGAGGAUGGAGAAGUAGCACAUAAGGCCUUGUUUGUGUUUGGGGACUCUUUGUUUGAUCCUGGGAACAACCAGUAUCUUAAUGAAACCACACAAGAGGUUGCAACAACCUGGCCUUAUGGAGAAACUUACUUCAAACGCCCCACUGGCAGACUUUCUGAUGGCCGCACAGUGCCUGAUUUGAUUGCCCAGUUUGCCAAUUUGCCUAUACUCCCACCAUACAUGCAACCGGGGGCUCAUCAAUUCACUGAUGGGACUAACUUUGCCUCUGCUGGAGCUGGUGUUCUCGAGGCAACUCAUCCUGGAACGAUACAUCUGAAGUUGCAGCUUAGUUACUUUAAGGAUGUGGAGAAGUCAUUGAAACAGAAACUAGGUGAUAAAGAGGCCAAGAAGGUGUUGAGGAAUGCUGUUUAUUUGUUUAGCAUUGGAGGAAAUGAUUACUUCAGCUUUUCCUCUAUGAACCGCAAAGCUUCUCAGUCCUCCAAAGGUCAAUAUGUUAAAUCAGUUAUUGGCAACUUAACAUCUGUUCUCACAGAGAUAUAUCAUAUGGGAGGAAGGAAAAUUGCAUUCCAAAAUGCAGGGAAACUGGGUUGCCUACCAAUGAUGAAAUCACUUGAUCCAACACUUGGAAGUGCUUGUUCAGAAGUACCCUCAUCACUUGCAAGACUACACAACAGAUACCUGGCUGUUGUUCUUAAGAAGCUAUCAACCCAGUUGCCAGGAUUUAAAUAUUCCAUCUUUGAUUACUACAAUGCAAUUGGUGACAGAGUUGCUUACCCUUCAAAAUAUGGAUUCAAAGAGGGGAAGGCUGCAUGCUGUGGCAGUGGGACUUACAGAGGAAUGAACUGUGGGAAAACAAUAAAUGGGACAAAAUCUUUUGAGGUGUGCAGUGAUCCUAAAGAAUAUGUGUGGUUUGAUGGUGGACAUACUACAGAAAAUACUAAUACCCAGCUAGCUCAGCUGCUCUGGAAUGGAGCACCACCGGUCACAGGGCCUUACAAUAUGAAACAGUUAUUCAGUCUUUGAUCACUGUAUUAUCUUAUACAUGUAUUCAGAUUAGAGCAGCUGCUUAUUUUAUUCUUAGAGCACUGCAGCACAUUCCAUUGAUGUUAUGUAGUUAUGUAGUAUACAUUCUCAUUGUUUUAAUAAAAAUUAUUAGAUUUUAUAGUUACA
This is a messenger RNA of Pistacia vera, 1338 nucleotides long. Its product is annotated as GDSL esterase/lipase 1-like. Gene Ontology annotation, molecular function: hydrolase activity, acting on ester bonds. The record is from RefSeq and is a predicted model, not a curated record. The transcript has 5 exons. NCBI's taxonomy places the organism in Eukaryota, Viridiplantae, Streptophyta, Magnoliopsida, Sapindales, Anacardiaceae. The coding region runs from base 85 to 1191 and encodes 368 amino acids.